AUGAGUUUUUUAAAUAAUUUAUCUUUGUCUGUAUCACAAAGUUCUAAGACUUUUAUUUCUGCACCAACAGAAAAUGGCCAUGAUUCUGUAUCUGAUCCUACUCUUGUUAUGAGUAAGGAACUUAGUGAAUCUGAGCCUACAUUUUCUCAUGAAGAAAACAAUGAAAUUUCUGAAAACGAUGAUAGUGAUGAUCUAAUUGAAAUGCCACAAAAUAAUGAGUCACUUCAGGAAAACAAAUUUGAAUUAGGAAACAGGAUUUGGAAAGGGAAGGUUUUUGUGAAAAAGCACCGCAAAGGUAUGGAUGAGUCCACAUCUCAACACUGUCACAAAUCUGAACCGGGGAAUGAUCACCCUCCUAAGAAUAGGAAAGGUCUUUUUAAGGAUGGGGUCAAGUGCCUCGUACCACCUUCCACAUUGGUUAUGAUUUGUACAAAAAGAGCCCCAAAAAUGUAG
Messenger RNA from Vicia faba (fava bean), 453 nucleotides. The record is from the annotation of a GenBank genome assembly. Lineage: Eukaryota; Viridiplantae; Streptophyta; Magnoliopsida; Fabales; Fabaceae.